Molecule: messenger RNA, 1227 nt
Organism: Sphaeroforma arctica JP610
Lineage: Eukaryota; Ichthyosporea; Ichthyophonida
Exons: 7
Biological process (GO): intracellular protein transport; vacuole fusion, non-autophagic; endosomal transport
Cellular component (GO): cytoplasm; HOPS complex; endosome
Molecular function (GO): actin binding
Source: RefSeq, a predicted model, not a curated record
AUGCCCCCUAUUCUAUUGGUACCCACAGGCGCCUUUUUAAGGGUCUUUUUAAGGGCCUUUUCGUUGGGUCAAAGCACCGCUUCCAUCACCGAGGCUGUGGUGUGGGAGACGGGUCUGGUGGCCCUCACGUCUGACCACCAAUUCGUGUGUGUGCUGGACUUUGUAGAAGCCAAGCCCAUGCGUUUGGCCAGAGUUGAAGACAUGGACUCGCCGCCCUCCUGCUGGACCGUCGUACCUACUUCUGGGGCCAUUGACACGGUGCGUGUGUACAUGGGCUACAGACACACUGUGUACAUGCUCGGCCUAGACGAAGUGGAGCCAGUACAUAUGCCUCUGCUGGACUCAGCCAGUAACUACGCCAUCAUGUGUGUCACACACGACGGCAUGCUGCUGGCGUGUGUGGAUGAGGAUAGCAACUUCACUGUGACCAGUGUGGAGGCGUCCAGGAUACUGACGCAGACUAAGCUGGCUAUGGACUACAGCAGCGCACCACCACCACCUCCUAGACAGAUGGUGUGGUGUGGCAUGGACUGUGUGGUGAUGACCUGGGACCAGGCAGGUGUGGUGAUGGGCGUGGGGCCGUUCUCGGGCACGCUUACCUACACGUUUGAUCACCAAUGUGUGCUUGUGGGCGAAGUGGAUGGUGUGCGUAUCAUCGGCACAGACUCGCAUGACUUCCUGGAACGCGUACCACAGUGUGUGGAAAAUACGUUCAAAUUCGGAUCCACUGAACCCCCCGCGCUUCUAUUGGAUGCCAGUCGGCUGUACGACGAUGGCAAUGCGAGAUGCGAUGAACUUCUACGCUCAAUCAAAGGCAACGCACUCGACGACGCUGUACGACAACUACUGCAAGUGGCUGGGUACGAGUGGGACAGUGUGGCACAGAAGGACAUCAUGCGAGCCGCUAGUUUUGGACGGGCUUUCUUUACGGACAAUGGGACUACCCACGAAUCCAACGACCUCAACAAGGGCACCCAAACCACAACAGACCCGGGCCAAGACUUCUCCGUCCUAUUCGAGGACAUAUGCAUGAAUGUCCGAGUACUCAACUGCAUUCGCAGACACACUGUGGGCAUUCCCCUGACCCUCUCACAGUUAACAGCCCUCACACCGCAGCGGCUGCUGCUGCGCAUGUCGCAGUUGGGGUACCAUGCAUUGGCCUACCGAGUGUGCACCUACCUGCGCAUAGACGUCUCUGAAGUGCUGGUGCACUGGGCGUGUGAGAAG